Messenger RNA from Platichthys flesus (European flounder), 1983 nucleotides. RefSeq names its product endothelin receptor type B-like. Gene Ontology annotation, biological process: regulation of blood pressure; vasoconstriction; enteric nervous system development. Lineage: Eukaryota; Metazoa; Chordata; Actinopteri; Pleuronectiformes; Pleuronectidae. Bases 31 to 1482 code for a protein of 483 amino acids. Gene Ontology annotation, cellular component: membrane. Gene Ontology annotation, molecular function: endothelin receptor activity. The transcript is spliced from 7 exons. The record is from RefSeq and is a predicted model, not a curated record.
AGUGGUUCGGGAGUCGCAGCAGGAUCCAGGAUGUGUUCAGGUGGAUCAGAUCAGGGUUCUGGAAUGGGACCCAGAUUCAGUUCCAGAUCUACAUCCAAGCCCUGGCUGCUAAUCGUGCAGCUGCUGGUCUGGUGCUUGGUGCUCGCUCCUCCAGUUGGUGGCCACAGUAACUUCUCAUCUCUAUCAGAUGUGGUGAUGUCUGAGGGCCUGUCUGAUUUCCACAGCACCGACUCACCUCUGGGACCGGGAGCAGAGAAUCUGAUCCAGACCCCAGAGCGAGUCCCACGUCUGGUGCAGGAGACCGUGAACAAGCCUCUGGUGCUUCUGGACUCCCAGAAGCUGAAGCACUCGAGCAAGUUGAGACACAAGCAAGACAGAAGUCCUCUCCCGCCGCCCACCAACUCCUCAGCGGCCGCUCGCGAGCUCCCAGCGCUGCCCCCCCGAUGUAUCCACGUGACCUCAAUAAACGUGGCCUUCAAGUACAUCAACACGGUGAUGUCCUGCGUGAUCUUUGCUGUGGGGAUCAUUGGAAACGCCACGCUGCUGAGGAUCAUCUGCCAAAACAAAAGCAUGAGGAACGGACCCAACGCUCUGAUCGCCAGCCUGGCCCUGGGAGACCUGAUCUACAUCGCCAUCGACAUCCCCAUCAACAUCUACAAGCUCCUGGUGAUGCGGUGGCCUUUUGCCGACAGUGUGUUCGGCCUCUUCCUCUGCAAACUGCUCCCCUUCCUGCAGAAAGCUUCGGUCGGCAUCACCGUCCUCAACCUGUGCAUGCUGAGUGUGGACAGGUAUCGCGCGGUGGUGUCCUGGUCGCGGGUCCAGGGCACAGGUGUUCCUUUGGUCACAGCGGUGGAGAUAGUGGCGAUCUGGGUGCUGUCCCUCGUGCUCGCCGUCCCGGAGGCGGUCGGAUUCAACAUGGUCAACUUCGACUACAACAACGUCACCAUCACGACCUGCAUGCUGGAGCCCAGGACGCCUUUUCUGGCUUUCUACCGGGAAGCGAAGGACUGGUGGUUGUUUGGUUUCUACUUCUGCGUCCCUCUCAUCUGCUCUGUGGUUUUCUACGGCCUGAUGACCUGCGAGAUGCUCCGACACCAGAAAGGAAGUCUGAAGGUCUCACUGAGCGAGCACCUCAAACAGCGUAGAGAAGUAGCGAAAGCCGUUUUCUGUCUGGUGCUGAUCUUCGCUCUGUGCUGGUUCCCACUGCAUCUGAGUCGACUGCUGAAAAAAACCAUCUACAGAUCCCAUGAUGCUCGUCGCUGUGACUUCUUAAAUUUCCUGCUGGUGUUGGACUACUUCAGCAUCAACAUGGCCACCAUCAACUCCUGCAUCAACCCCAUCAUCCUCUUCUUCGUCUCCAAGAAGUUCAAAAACUGCUUCAAGUCCUGUCUGUGUUGCUGUUUUUAUUCUGGCCCUGUCUCUAACAGUUUGAUGCCUCUCCACCAUGGGACGAGUGUGCAGUACAAACACCCUGAACACUGAGCGAGAGCAGACGUCCAACACCUGCACUGACGGACACAUCUGGCCUCUAAUGCUCAUUAUCAGUCUUCUAAUCAUAAUUCUAUAUUAAUAUAUUAUGAACUAUAUGGUUGAAAGUAUGUGGACACCUUUGUGAUCAGAGGCAGUUUUUUGGGCGGGGGCUGGGUACUGAUGAAGUUAAACCUAAUGUUUUCAGCUUGCAGUGAUAUUUGCUGGUCAUGUAUUUAUAAAAUUUUAUAUAUAAAAUAAUUAUCAGCGUCUCUGCUUAUUGAAAGAAAGAAAACGCUUAUACAAUCCACUUGCACCCCCAAGAGGCAGAUCGAUUUCAUUACACCUACAACAGGAACCUGCCGAGUUGCUAAAUAACUGGUUAAUGCUGAUAUUGAUUAUUGAUAUUCAUCAGUUUUCCAAGUGGGACUAAAGAAGUGUAAAGGUCAGAGGUCGACUGACGAAAAUAUUUAAAAUGUGUAUAUGUAAUAUCAUGAAUUAUAAAUUACUUUUGUG